Lasiodiplodia theobromae is the source of this 816-nucleotide messenger RNA. Its product is annotated as Set domain-containing protein. Gene Ontology annotation, molecular function: protein binding. Lineage: Eukaryota; Fungi; Ascomycota; Dothideomycetes; Botryosphaeriales; Botryosphaeriaceae. Bases 1 to 816 code for a protein of 271 amino acids. Gene Ontology annotation, cellular component: nucleus. The record is from RefSeq and is a predicted model, not a curated record. The transcript has 3 exons.
AUGCUGCUCUCCGGCAUUUUGGCACGAUCACGUGACCCGGAUGCAUGGGCUUCGAUCCUCGCGCUCUGGCCAAACCACCAGCCGUACAAGUCAGCAGAUGACCUCAAAGAGCAUGUCAGCUCCUUUCUCCAGCUAGUCGCGGUCCUGCCGCCGACUCUACUCCCAUUCGCGACGGCAGAAACCUGCCACAUGCUCGCCACACGUGACAGCAUGAACAGUUUCGGCAUCCGAUCAUUGGACGACGAUGGUGCUGAGUUCUUUGGGUACGGCGUAUGGACCAGCGCUAGCUACUUUAACCAUAGCUGCUCGCCGAACGUGGAGAAGAAGAGGGUGGGGCUAGCUUGGCACUUCACAGCGGGUAGGGACAUCUGCAAAGGCGAGGAGCUGUGCAUCACUUAUUUGAGCGGGGAGGAAAGAGCGCUGAACACGGAUGCUCGGAGGAGGCUACUGAUGAAUUCAUGGGGGUUCAAUGGCAGGGACGACACCAUUGCCGGAGCCAAGAUCGAGCCGCUGGAAUCUCCGAUCAAGUCCAACGUCGCGCACGAACUGACGGACCGUGGUGCGGUGGGCACAAACCAUAGCAUCGACCGGGCGCGCAUCGAUCCCUUGGGCGGCCACGGUCAAUACCAGCACCCAGCUCCUCACGCCAACAGCCAGGGCGUCGUGGGCCGCGACGACGUCUUGGCCGGUGCCAAGGUCGCGCCGCUGGAGGGCAAGCACGGCGAGACGAUUGCGAAGACCGCUGGGCUGGACGACGAAGCCGUCGAUGCGGCGAGGAUCGCCCCUAUGGGCGAGGUGCGUGAGCAGAUGCAAUAA